Molecule: messenger RNA, 1248 nt
Organism: Melanotaenia boesemani (Boeseman's rainbowfish)
Lineage: Eukaryota; Metazoa; Chordata; Actinopteri; Atheriniformes; Melanotaeniidae
Gene: dtd2
Product: D-aminoacyl-tRNA deacylase 2
Exons: 3
Coding region: 23-532 (169 amino acids)
Biological process (GO): tRNA metabolic process
Cellular component (GO): cytoplasm
Molecular function (GO): D-tyrosyl-tRNA(Tyr) deacylase activity
Source: RefSeq, a predicted model, not a curated record
GUUUGUGGAGGACACGUUUGGAAUGACGGAGAACAGCAGCGGUCCGGUGGCGCGGACGGUGCUGCAGCAGUGUCUGCAGGCCAGGCUGCAGGUGAGACCAGCUGAGGAGCACGCGGAGGCGCAGUUCGUCCAGAUCGACAGAGGGAUGGUGGUCUACGUCUGCUUCUUCAGAGGAGCCACAGACGACAUCUUGCCCAAAAUGGUGUCCACGUUGUUGAACAUGCGGCUGUGCGAGUCCAGCUCAGGGAAGAUGGUGUCGGUGUGCCAGCUUCCCGGCAGCCUGCUGAUCGUCCCCCAGGCCACGCUGGGCGGCAGGGCCAAAGGCAGAGCCAUGCAGUACCACAGCAACAUUGGCAAGGAGGACGGGCUGCGACUCUACCAGGCCUUCGUGUCUCUGUGUGAGCAGGAACUGAAGAGCGCUGCUGCUGCUGCAGGUGGAGCGGAGGUGACGGUGAAACAUGGGACGUAUGGAAACAGACAAGUGCUGAAGCUGGACACUAAUGGACCCUACACACACCUGAUGGAGUUCUGAUCUUUAUGUUGUCUAAAUGUCCUCCAGGUGCCUCACAAGGUUGGCCUUGGCUUGUAUUGUAAUGAAGGCAAUAACACAGCCCCCCAAAGCUGCUUUUCAUGGUACGUCUUCAUUUGUUCCUGGAAAUCCUGGAAACUUUCACCCGUUUUCAGUCUGUGGGAAAAAUAACGGAAUAAUAGUGACAUCUGAAUUUCUUUGUGAGAAGUGAAUAUUUACUGAAAAAAUUAAGUUAGUAGCAGGAAGAGAGAAUCUGAAACACAUGGGAGAAAAUUAAAAAAUGAGUGUUAUUGUGAUGUGUUGUUAUUACACAUAUAUGACAUAUUUAAUGUCACUACAAACCUUUAGCAGAGGUCCCAGCUGGAGCCCACUUAUUGACUAUUUAAUACCUAACCAGAGAAAUACUGGGUAGAUAAUUAUCUUUGUCUUUUUAAACAAAAAUCUUCGGCAUAUAUAUACGGGAUGUUACUGCAUGGGAUGUCAUGCAAAAGGCGUCCACCAGGGGGCAGAAGACAAGCGUCAAGGUUUUGAGUUGUUACCAUGAAACGAUGCAAAAGGUCUCAGAAGUAAAUUUAUUAAUGUGGUACGAUAGGUGUUAAGGGUUUAAUGAUUAGUUUAAAUGCUUUACUUGGAUUUGGGAAAAAUGUUCUUAAAAUCAGAAACUGAAAGUCUGUUUCCGUGUAAUUUUGCUCAGAUUAGAAAGUAGUUGAGAACCUUCA